Messenger RNA from Scheffersomyces amazonensis, 1938 nucleotides. RefSeq lists its product as uncharacterized. Bases 1 to 1938 code for a protein of 645 amino acids. NCBI's taxonomy places the organism in Eukaryota, Fungi, Ascomycota, Pichiomycetes, Serinales, Debaryomycetaceae. The transcript has a single exon. The record is from RefSeq and is a predicted model, not a curated record.
AUGAUAACAACCACUCCUCCCCCACUUGUUACCAAUCAAUUGAAGAAUUAUGCAAAUGAAAAUGAAAAUGAAAAUGAAAAUGAAAACUAUGACUGUGAUGAUGACAACCAUCCAGAAAUAAGGCUGUCUAAUCAAUUGGUGGAUGAUAAAGAUCGUUUUGCAGCAAAGGUAUCUGAUGAUGGUAACAGUAGAUUAAAUCGUCAUCGCAAUCAUCAAUCGCAACCACAGUCACAACAUCUUGUUCAUCACCACUCCAACAAUCAAUAUCAUCAUCAUCCAUUAGUUUCUCAUGACUACUCUUUAAGGAAGUUAUUAAGUUCUCAUCUGUCUAUUUAUAACGCUUUAACUAAUCCUGAUUUGGAUGUAUCUCCUUUGGUUGGUCGUGAUUUCUCAACUCCUCGUUUAACCCCCGAAUUAAUAAUGGAUCCAAAUUUUUCAUUAACUUCGUGGCAAUCAAUUAAUAAUUCUAAACUUCCAUCUCCAAAACUUUUAUCAGAUGAUGAUCAUUCUAAAAAUAACAAUAGAAGGCCCCCAACUUCUUCUAUAUUGUCUGUGACUACUUCAAAUGAUGAUAAUCAUAUAGAAACUACUAUGAUGGUUUCUUCACCUAAAUCUUCUAGUGUGAUGGUUUUUGAAACUGACGAAGAAGAUGCCAUUCCUGUUAAUGUUGAUCUUACUGGAGAAGAAAGUGAUGGUUUUACUUCUCAUAUGCGUAAUGCGGACUCAUUUAUUAUGCCUCGAUUAUCAGUAUCUGAACAAACUACAAAUUUUAAUAAGACCAAAUCUUCAAAAGAAAAUGAUAUACUUCAAGUUGUUUUAUUAAGUUGUCAGAAUAGUUAUACUUAUGAAGUUAAUCAAUUAAUCGAAAAUAUUCAAUCCGAAUUAAAUUCAUUUCUUAUUAAAAUAAAUCAUAUUAAUGUGAGUAAACUUUCAACAACUUCAUUUCUGAAAUUGGAUAGAUCUAUCGUGAAGAAUUCCGAUUUAAUAUUUAUUGUCAAUGAUGGUUCAUCUAUAUUUUUAGAAUAUCUUGUCCAAAUAUUUGGUGAAACAUAUGAUCUGCAUAAUGUAGAUGAAAAUGAAAGUCCAAAAUUAACCAUAAUUAAUAUGAUGACGGUCAAUUAUUUCAUAAAUUUAUUUGAGUUAAUAAAUUAUCUGAAACCUUAUCAAAUUUGGAAAGCUACUUCAUUGAAGCAAGAGAAUUUAUUACAUAAGUUUAAACGUUUUCUUCAAUUAGAAAGUGGUAAUGUUCAACCAAUGUCAAAUAAUAUUAAUAUGAACUUGGUAUUGACAAAAUCUUCGGCUUCAUCUGAUAUGAAGAGGUCAACUACGAUGUAUUCUAAUUUGAUAUCUUUGAGAAAACCGGAUUACAAAGGCAUUGAAAGACAGUUUAAGUUGGAUUUACAAAGUUCAACUACAUUUAAUGAUCCUUUACAGAUUACUUCUAAUUUCUCCCAUUUCAAUAUUUUGCAAGCAAUUCUAAACAAAUUGAUUGAAGUUGUUAAUACUAAAUCAUUGGAAUUAAUUUCAUCUUCUUCGUCUAAAACUUCUAAAUUGUGGAUUAUUUGCAGCUUUAGUAUUGGAAUUGGAUUUGGAGUUGGAAUUGCUAGUGGAGCAGCUUCCUUAUUUGGAUAUUAUAUUUAUGAUUUAUUGAUUACUGACUAUGAUGCUGUUCCAAAAAUUUCUGAUAUUGAAACAAUACAACCUGAGUUUCACUCCAAAUCUAUUGUCGACAAUAUUGCUGGUCAAUAUACAGAGGAUUUUCUGGAUUCAAUUUCUCAGUUUUACAAUGCAUUAGAUUAUCCAAAUAUAGUAGACGAAUUGGUUAAUUUCUCCAAGGAUUACUCAUUUUAUUUGAGAUAUUUCAGUUCUUUCGUUUUAGAUUAUUUUAAGGGAGGUCUUGAAAAGUUGAUAGGAUUACUCAUCUACAGCAAUCACUAA